Molecule: messenger RNA, 1443 nt
Organism: Clonostachys rhizophaga
Lineage: Eukaryota; Fungi; Ascomycota; Sordariomycetes; Hypocreales; Bionectriaceae
Source: the annotation of a GenBank genome assembly
AUGUCGAACGAAAAGAAUGAGCUAUCUGAUCGAGAGGUCAGCUCGCCUGUUGUCGCCACUGGCGAGAUCGAAGAGAUCUACAGUGACAAUGAGCGUGCCGUCUUGUCCAGAUUUGACUGGCUCGUCAUGCCGCAGAUGGCCAUUUUGGUCAUCUUUGCGUACCUAGACCGCACAAAUAUCGGCAAUGCACGCGUUUUUGGUUUAGAAGAGAGCACCGGAAUGAAAGGCAACGACUUCAACGACAUUUCCAUGUAUUUCUACAUCCCAUACGUUAUUUUCGAGACCCCUUGGGUUAUUGCCGUGAAGAAAUUCGGGCCGGGACGAGUGCUUGCUGUUGCCAUUGUUUGCUGGAGUGCCAUCACUCUUGGGACCGGGUUUGUCAACAGCUACAGAGAGAUGAUUGCCAUGCGUGUCCUCCUGGGUAUCUUUGAGGCCGGUCUGUUCCCAGCCCUCACCUUUGUCAUUUCUAUGAUUUACCCCCGCGGUUCUCAGGGGAAGCGAGUUGCCGUCUUGUAUAUAUCGAUUGCCCUCUCGGGUGCAUUCGGAGGUCUAUUUGCAUACGGAAUCCAGUCCAUGGGAGCCAGACACGGGCUUGAAGCUUGGCGGUGGCUAUUCAUUGUCGAGGGAACCAUCUCGUUCGGAAUCGGACUCGCGUGCUGGGUCAGUCUCCCGACAUCCCCUGAGACAGCGUGGUUCCUCAAGCCGGAAGAGAGGGAAACGAUGAAGAGCAUCAAAGCCAAGAACACGACGCCCUCGAGCUCCGGAACUCUUGACUGGAAGGAAGUCAAGAUGGCCAUCACUGAUCCCAUGAUCUACCUUGCUUCAGCAUCUCUGUUCUGCUCCUCCAUCGCCAUGUUUGGCUUCAGCACCUUUUUACCGACCAUUUUGCUUGGUCUCAACUACACAUCCCUUCAAGCCAAUUACCUUUCAAUCCCAGUGUAUGUGUUGGCUGCCAUCACAACCGGUAUCUCGACAUUCGUAUCCGAUCGCUAUAAUCGACGUGCUGCGUGCCUCAUUCACUCGCCUCUUUUGGUUAUCAUUGGAUACGCCAUCUGCAUUGGGUCUGCAGACAAAGCCGCUGGGUUUGCGGGCAUGUUUGUGGUCGGUGCAGGAGUUUAUUCCUUCAACUCCAUUCUUGUAACAUGGGUCUCCAACAACACUCAGCCAGACUAUAAACGUUCCGUGGCCAUCGCCAUGGUUAUAUCUGUUGGAAACAUUUCCGGUCUUGUGGCCUCGCAGAUCUACCCAGCAUCAGACAAGCCGCGCUACAUAAAGGGGAAUGCCGUCUCUUUGGGACUGGAAGCUGGUGCAUUGGUCAGUGUAGUGUUGAUUUACACUCUGCUCCGGCGUCGCAUGACUCAAAAGGAACAACUGCUGGCGGAGGGAAAGACGGAAAACGGAAAACACGGUGAUCAGGCACUAGAUUUCAAGUACAUCUACUAG